Pistacia vera is the source of this 1320-nucleotide messenger RNA. Its product is annotated as 2-alkenal reductase (NADP(+)-dependent)-like. Gene Ontology annotation, molecular function: oxidoreductase activity, acting on the CH-CH group of donors, NAD or NADP as acceptor. The record is from RefSeq and is a predicted model, not a curated record. NCBI's taxonomy places the organism in Eukaryota, Viridiplantae, Streptophyta, Magnoliopsida, Sapindales, Anacardiaceae. The coding region runs from base 27 to 1079 and encodes 350 amino acids. The transcript has 5 exons.
AAACACCAAGGCACAUACCAUCAAGUAUGAAGGUUACAAUGGAAGUGAACAACAGAUACAUAACAAUAAAGACUCACAUAGAAGGUGCACCAAAAGAGUCCGACUUCGAGCUGAAGAAUGCAGCUCUUGCUCUAUCAAUUGAGGCUGGAUCCAAUGAUGUAAUUGUGAAAACUCUCUAUGUGUCAAUUGAUCCGUAUCAAAUUAACCGCAUGAAGAGUUAUAGCUCAUCACGCAAAGCAACAGUGGCUGCAGCGCCCAUUAAUCAUGGUGAAGCCAUUGACGGUUAUGGUGUGGCGAAAGUUGUUGUUUCUGGGAAUCCUGAAUUCCAAAAAGAUGAAUUAGUAGUAGGGUUCGUCGGCUGGGGAGAGUAUAAACUUGUCAAAGGAGGUGACAGGUUAAGGAAAUUGGACCCAAUGGGAUUUCCCUUGUCUAACCAUGCUGGAAUUUUCGGAUAUGGUGGACUUACAGCCUAUACCGGAUUUUUAGAAAUCUGUAAGCCUAGGAAGGGGGAGAAAGUAUUCGUUUCUGGUGCAUCUGGAUCGGUUGGAAACUUAGUCGGACAGUUUGCCAAAUUGUUUGGUUGUUACGUAGUUGGCAGCGUUGGAAACAAUAAAAAGGUAGCACUACUAAAGGAGAAGCUUGGUUUUGAUGAUGCAUUUAACUACAAAGAAGAACCUGACUUGAAGGCUACUCUGAGAAGGUACUUCCCUGAUGGGAUUGAUGUAUAUUUUGACAAUGUGGGAGGAGAUAUGCUAGAAGCAGCAGUUGCUAACAUGAACUUAUUCGGUAGAGUGGCUGCUUGUGGGGCGAUCUCUGAGUACACGAAUGCUAGCAAAAGAGCUUCUCCCAAUAUGCUAGAUGCUGUGUACAAGAGAAUCAAAAUCCAGGGAUUUUUAGUCUCGGAUCACAUUAAUUUGUAUGCAGAUUUCGUUUCAACGAUUGGUGAUCACCUCCGUAAUGGCAAAAUCCAGCCACUUGAAGACAUAUCAAAUGGUGUGGAGAGCAUCCCCUCCGCUUUCAUAGGACUCUUUCAGGGUGAUAACAUUGGAAAGAAGAUUGUUUGUGUUGCAGAAGAUUGAAAAGGAAGAUACUCAUUGUUCUUUAUUUGUUCUCACUGGCAAUGGCAUGGUCUCAUGUACAAUAGCGUUUUUCACCAUUUUCGGACCUAACAUUUCUCGUCAAAUUGAUCAAAAUUGAUUUGUCGCAUCAAUUAGCGUUUGUAAGCAGAUUAAAUUAAUCAUACUGCAGCAAUAUGUUGUUGGGAAUCUAGUGACUGCUUUUUACAUCAGAAAAAAAAUGAUAAUUACAAAGCAUUUGUUA